UCGUAGCAGUUUCUUUAUUGUUAGUGAGAAAGUUUGUGUUGUGAUCCGUCAGAGCCUCUGUGUGUCCGGAUAAACCUGUCUGAAUGGACUUUGUGCUGUUCACCUUUUCUUUCUGGAUGUUUUACCUCUGACUCAUCUCUUGGUAGACUAUAAACACGUUCAAGUUAGCUUAGCAUGCUAGCUUGUUAACACCGCGACGCUAUUCAGAGUGAGUGUUUGUUGGAGAACAAACUGUGUUUCUGACGGAGUUUGUGUGGAGAAAAAGUUGGUGUCACUGUGUGAAAAAUGUCUAAAGUCCAAACGGUGAGAGCGCUGGUGGAGCAGCGACUGACUGCGGCUGCUGAAGAGAUAUUUGGGCUGUUUGAAAGAACGAUAGCAGAGUACGAGGAGGAACUUUGUCGUUCAAAAGAGAAGAACGAGCGACACCAGAAACUACUGGACGUUGUUUUCAACCCUCAGCUUCACUUACAUAGAGCAGACGUUCAGCAACUGUCGGUGGGUGAAGAAGAGUUGCCCUCUGAGCAGCAGGAGAGGAUCUGCAGUCUGGACCAGGACCAGGACCAGGAGGAGCCAGAGCCCCCACACAUUAAAGAGGAACAGGAGGAACCUUGGAUCAGUCAGGAGGGAGAGCAGCUUCAGGGGCUGGAGGAGGCUGAUAUCACCAAGUUCACAUUCACUCCUGUCCCUGUGAAGAGUGAAGAAGAUGAAGAGAAACCUCAGUCCUCACAGCUUCAUCAAACACAAACUGAACAGAUGGAAACAGAAGCUGAUGGAGAGGACUGUGGAGGACCAGAACCAGACAGGAACCCCAAUCCAGAUCCACAUUUACAACCUGAUACUGCAGACUCUUCUGUACCUGAGACUGAUGACAGUGGUGAUUUGAAGGAGACCAGAGAACCUCAGUCAGGUUUGGACUGUUUGAAAAAAGAUGGCUACCCUGUCAGAGAUUCCUCGUUUCGUGCUGGUGAGAAACGAUUUAGCUGCUCUGAGUGUGGGAAAAGAUUUGGCGACAAGUACGAUCUGAAGAGACACAUGAGAAUCCACACAGGAGAGAAACCUUUCAGCUGCUCAGUUUGUAAGAAAACUUUUACACAGGGUGGAACUUUAAAGUCACACAUGAGACUCCACACAGGAGAGAGACCUUUCAGCUGCUCAGUUUGUCAGAAAACUUUUACACGGAGUGACACUUUAAAGGAACACAUGAGACUCCACACAGGACAUUCAGCAGCUGUCGACUCUUCUGAACCUGAGACUGAUGACAGUGGUGAUUGGAAGGAGACCAGAGAACCUCAGUCAGGGUUGGACUGUUUGAAAAAAGAUGGCUACCCUGUCAGAGAUUCCUCGUUUCGUGCUGACGUCCAACAGCUGUCGAUGUCUAAAGUCCAAACGGUGAGAGCGCUGGUGGAGCAGCGACUGACUGCGGCUGCUGAAGAGAUAUUUGGGCUGUUUGAAAGAACGAUAGCAGAGUACGAGGAGCAACUUUGUCGUUCAAAAGAGAAGAACGAGCGACAGCAGAAACUACUGGACGCUGUUUUCAAGCCUCAGAUUCAGCUACACAGAGCAGACGUCCAACAGCUGUCUGUGGGUGAAGAAGAGUUUCCCUCUGAGCAGCAGGAGAGGAGCUGCAGUCUGGACCAGGAUCAGGACCAGAAGGACCCAGAGCCGCCACACAUUAAAGAGGAACAGGAGGAACCUUUGACCAGUCAGGAGGGAGAGCAGCUUCAGGGGCUGGAGGAGGCUGAUAUCACCAAGUUCACAUUCACUCCUGUCCCUGUGAAGAGUGAAGAAGAUGAAGAGAAACCUCAGUCCUCACAGCUUCAUCAAACACAAAUUGAACAGAUGGAAACAGAAGCUGAUGGACAGGACUGUGGAGGACCAGAACCAGAGAGCAACUCUGAUCCAGAUCCACAUUUACAAACGGAUACUGCAGGCUCUUCUGAACCUGAGACUGAUGACAGUGCUGAUUGGAAGGAGACCAGAGAACCUCAGUCAGGUUUGGACUGUUUGAAAAAAGAUGGCUACCCUGUCAGAGAUGCCUCGUUUCGUGCUGGUGAGAAACGAUUUAGCUGCUCUGAGUGUGGGAAAAGAUUUGGCGACAAGUGCGAUCUGAAGAGACACAUGAGAAUCCACACAGGAGAGAAACCUUUCAGCUGCUCAGUUUGUAAGAAAACUUUUACACAGAGUGGAACUUUAAAGUUACACAUGAGACUCCACACAGGAGAGAGACCUUUCGGCUGCUCAGUUUGUAAGAAAACUUUUACACGGGGUGGAUCUUUAAAGUUACACAUGAGACUCCACACAGGAGAGAGACCUUUCAGCUGCUCAAUUUGUAAGAAAACUUUUACACAGAGUGCACAUUUAAAUGCACACAUGAGACUCCACACAGGAGAGAGACCUUUCAGCUGCUCAGUUUGUAAGAAAACUUUUAAAGUGAGUGGGUAUUUAAAGUCACACAUGAGACUCCACACAGGAGAGAAACCUUUCAUAAAUGUGCUGGCCGUUCAUCCUCAAAGUUUCAUCAAACUGAGGAGAACAAAGAGGCAGAGCCUCCAGCCAGCAGCCCACAUGAAGAGAUGCAAACCUCUUUUUCAAUCUUUUUAAAGGACUCGAGAAAGAUUUUCAAGUCUUUUUUAAAUGCUACAAAGCUUGUAGUAACUUUUGUAAAUAGUUAUUCUGUUUGUAUGAAAUUUACCUACAAUAUAAUUAAACAAUACUUUCUUUUCCAUGAUGAGAUAUGAUAUUAAUUUCUUUUUUGUUUAUUUUGUUUUUUUUACAAAUCAAAAGCUCACAAACUGAUAUUUUAAUUCAAUAUUUGAUUAUAUUAAGUGUAACAAUUACAACUUUAUUUUUUUUUAAAUAGCAGAACA
This is a messenger RNA of Centropristis striata (black sea bass), 2867 nucleotides long. RefSeq names its product zinc finger and SCAN domain-containing protein 12-like. The transcript has 7 exons. The record is from RefSeq and is a predicted model, not a curated record. Gene Ontology annotation, cellular component: nucleus. Lineage: Eukaryota; Metazoa; Chordata; Actinopteri; Perciformes; Serranidae. Gene Ontology annotation, biological process: regulation of transcription by RNA polymerase II; central nervous system development. The coding region runs from base 286 to 2601 and encodes 771 amino acids. Gene Ontology annotation, molecular function: DNA-binding transcription factor activity, RNA polymerase II-specific; RNA polymerase II cis-regulatory region sequence-specific DNA binding.